CCUAACCCUGCCCCGGUCCCCGCUGUUCCCGACCCCGCUCCCCGUUCCCGACGCCACCGUGUGCAGAUCCGGGCGCUGCGACUUCCGAUCCAUCCAGGACGCCGCCUCCGCCGCCCCCGAUAGCGGAUCCGGCCGCUUCGUGAUCCACAUCAAGGCCGGGAUCUACGAGGAGAACGUUCUAGUCCCCUUCGAGAAGACGAACCUCGUCUUCGCCGGCGACGGCAUGGGCGCCACCGUCGUCACCGGCGCCCGCCACGCCCAGAUGCCGGGCCUCACCACCUACGACACCGCCACCGUCGCCGUCCUCGCCGACGGGUUCCGGGCGCGGGGGCUGACCUUCGAGAACGCCGCCGGCCCCGGGGCGCACCAGGCCGUCGCAUUCCGGUCCGACAGCGAUAUGUCGGUCCUCGAACACGUCGAGUUCCGCGGGCACCAGGACACGCUCUACGCCCGCUCCCUCCGUCAGCUGUACAGCCACUGCCGCAUCUCCGGCACCGUUGACUUCAUCUUCGGAAAUGCCGCUGCGGUGUUCGAUAGUUGUCUCAUCGAGGUGGUGCCACGUCUAGAGAACCCAGAGAAGGGGGAGCGCAAUGCCGUGACGGCGCACGGGCGGACCGACCCGUCGCAGCCCACAGGCUUUGUGUUCUACAAUUGCACAGUUACUGGGAGCGCAGAGUACUUGGAAUUGUACAGGAAGAAGCCGCGGGUGCACAGAGUGUAUCUGGGGAGGCCGUGGAAGGAGUACUCGCGGACGGUGUUUGUGAGGUGUUACUUUGGGGAGGUAGUGCGACCUGAGGGGUGGCUGCCGUGGCGGGGUGAUUUUGCGCUGAAAACGCUAUUCUAUGGGGAGUACGGGAGUUUGGGACCUGGGGCGAAUGCUAGUGCGAGAGUGGAGUGGAGCAGCCAAAUAGAAGAGGAGCAUUUGGGUGUUUACUCUCCGGAGAAUUUUAUUCAAGGGGAUGAGUGGGUUGCCUGUUGAGUUUUGAUUAUAGUUACCAUAAUGUUUCAUUGAUGCCCAGAGUUUUUGAAGAAUUUCCUUAGGGAAUUCGAGUGGAUAAUUUACUAAUCAUGCAGCUAAAAGGACACCGAUUUGUGAUGUUUCUGGUGUGGGUGUUGGUGGCAGAUGAAUGGGAGAUGUUGCUGGAAAUGUUUUAUUGGACUUUCAGGAAUUAUAAUGAGGUGAAAGCAAUAUACAGGGAAUUGAGAUAA
Messenger RNA from Ananas comosus (pineapple), 1209 nucleotides. RefSeq names its product probable pectinesterase/pectinesterase inhibitor 51. The transcript has 2 exons. Gene Ontology annotation, biological process: cell wall modification. The record is from RefSeq and is a predicted model, not a curated record. NCBI's taxonomy places the organism in Eukaryota, Viridiplantae, Streptophyta, Magnoliopsida, Poales, Bromeliaceae. Gene Ontology annotation, molecular function: pectinesterase activity; pectinesterase inhibitor activity. Bases 224 to 979 code for a protein of 251 amino acids.